AUCUCGGAAUUUUUGUGGCAUCCCUAUUUAUAGUUACAUUUUCUAAGCUGAAAUGAAAAUUGAGAGAGAACUGUAUUUCGUAUAGUUAAAGAAAUUUACAAUGGUUUCUAUGCAAUUUGUGUUGCAACCGCUUCCAGGGACUGAUGAACAAUUCAUUGAAAGAAUACGAGAAGUCUCUGAUAAAGUAAAUCGAUUCGGUUCCGGUACUCAUAGAAUAUUUGAGCAAUUGAAAAUACCUGUAAGGGAGGUGGUAAUUGGACCUAACCAUAUUGGAGUGCUUUUAGAAGAUGGAAAAGCAUUUCGGGUCGCCUUCUCCAUAAAUUCUGAAAAACUCGAUUUGACCAAAUCUGACAAUAAAUGUGCGCCUUCUGGUGGAGUAGCGGCAACAAAUGCACCAAAGGCACCAUCGUCCUCUCGGCCUAUGGCUCGCUCUCGUGCACGGCUGCUUCGAGCAACAGGUAGGACAAGCUCAAGUGGUCAAGGCUCUGGAUCAAGAAGUACAGGGGUAAUAAUUGGGGGCAGCUCGUCUAAUCGACCCCUUGUAACGGUACCAGCCACAUAUGUGCCUGAAGAGCUUAUUUCUCAAGCUGAAGUCGUAUUGCAAGGGAAAAGUAGGAAUCUCAUUAUUAGAGAACUUCAGCGCACAAACCUUGACGUUAAUUUAGCCGUGAACAAUUUGCUUUCACGCGAUGACGAGGAAGCUGAAGAUACAGAAGAGGGAGGAGACAACUAUGUGCCAGAGGAUCUAAUUUCAUUAUUAGAUAAUGGUUUUUCGGGUGACAAUAAUAGCGUCAUUAUUGAUCCAUCGGAUGGACUUUUCUCAGAAGAAAUAUUUAGUAAUUAUUCAAGCAUAAGAAAUCUUCUUUUUGAUCGGAUUCGUAGUGAACGGAACAGUGCCAGUUCAAGUGGCACAGAUAAUAAUCAGUCCAAUCGAACAUCGGCUUCGUCUAGCGGUGUCAUAGCAGGAAGUGCCAGCCUAUCAGCUCAGAUAUCCUCGGCUAAUGCUGAUCGCGAAGCGUUUAGCCGAUGGCGUGAUCGUCAAUACUACGGCCCACGUCGCUGGAUAAGUAAGGAUGAUUACACAUGGGAUAAAGAUACAGAUCCAAAAAAAAAGGAACCGUCUUCCAUACCUUCCCCGAUAUGGAUAUCAGAAGAACUACAACCUUGGCCCGACAAACCAUCAACACGUUUUAAGACUAUUGGAGCAUUGUACUCUGAGUUUAUUGCUCUGUCGGAAAAUGGAGAACUGCAUCAGUGGCGCUGGUCAGACUUGGAGCCGUACAAAUCAGAUACUGACAACGUUUAUCAUCCAAAGACCAUGGCCCUUAACAUUGGAGAAAAGGUGGAGCUAAUAUCAGCAAAUUUCAUUAGAUGCUCCGUAGUGACUGAAUCGAAUCGAGUCGCUACUUGGAUGGACGAACAGCUGGGAUAUCUUGGUGCUAAAUUGGAGCAUGCUGCUACCGCUUUUAAUGAAUUCAGCAUGGACCCUAUUGCAACAAUACACGUUUGCUCACUAUACACAGCAGUUAGGACCGAAAACAAUAAUAUUUAUUGGUGGGGAGUUCUUCCUUUCGAUCAACGCCGCUACUUGUGGGAUAAAUUUCGAACAAAAAAUAAGAAACCAUUUAAAAUGGUUGUCGCAGAUAUCAACGUAGGAUCACAAGUGGUUAUGAAGAAGUGUCCUAUAUACCAAACUGGCUCUAUUGGCUUCACGUGCACCAAUGGAGUGCCCAAAGUUGGACAGCUGUUAAACUCUGUGUGGGAUUUCGCAGACGUUUGUCGCAUGAAGAUCUUAAAUGUGGGCUCAGCUUCGGUGUCUGAUAAGGCGCAGACUCUGGGAACGAUUUCAAAUGUCCAUAGCGCUAUUGCUGACAAGGAUAGUUCCAAGACCACUCCCGCACAGCCAUCAAGUUCUGGAAAGAGUGGACAAAUAAGUUCGACAAGCAAGGAAUCUACUGAUCGCAUCGACAUGCCACCUCCACCUUCACCAGCAUCUAGCACAUGUAGUGAUACCGGUAGUGUUACUUCACAUAAACGUACCAAAAGAAUGACAACUAAAGAAGAUGGCAACAGUUGUCAAGAGGGAAGAAAAGACGAGGAGCUAUGGCAGCUGAAAGAUGUCGUAUUCGUUGAGGAUAAAGUGGGCCCUGUUGGAAAAGUGCUGAAGGUGGAUGGGGAUUACGUGGCAGUCCGAUUCCCACCAUUAACUUGCGUCAGUAGCGUUCCCGGACUAAAUAGCAAAGAUGAAGGAAAGGAGGAUGACUGGCAGCAAUGCCGCCUAUUGCGACGCGAAGAUGUCCAAGUUUUUCGAACAGCUGUUUCAUCACGUGGACCGGAUUGGCUACAAAAACAACCGAAGAAAAUAAAUAUUGGUGCCGAUCCCGCAAACGCUCAGCUGCUAACUAUUGCUGUAGAUACCCGUGGCAUUCAUGUGAUUAAGAAGCUGUUCGGCAAGAUACAUUACAGUCUCUAUAACCUGUACAACAGCAAGCAAGAACAAAACUGCCAAUUCCCCACAGACUCUGCGUCAUUUAUAGGAGCGUCUGCCAACAACAUUACAAUGGCCUGCAAUAAUGAUUGCAAUGGCAACAGCAGUACGAUUGUCCUGAGGGAUGGCAACGGAGCGCUCUAUCCACUGGCUAAAGACUGUCUUGGUUCCAUAAAGGAUCCCCAGUGGUUUGACUUACCACCUGUUAAAUCGAUUACUAUGGCUACAAUAUCGCUACCGCCGUCAGCAUCUUGCAUCAAUCUUAAGUCGAAAGUAUGCAUGACCGCUUUGCUUUUCGAAACACAGAAGUUUAUGCCACACAUACUGCGGUGCGAUGUAAAGAACUGCAUAGCUCUGCUGAUGCGUCUCGAAAAGGAAGACCGCAAAGAUAUUCUUUCGGUUGUGGAAGAGCGUUGCGAUGGUAAUCGUAACAUAUUCCAUGCCUGCGUUAUCAUGUGCGCACCCACAUCAAACAAGGACUCACAAAACUUAUCAGAUUUCAACACUAUUAGCUCCGAUAAGAAGCCUGUCGCUUCUGGAGUUUCCAUGCCACGUGCAGGACCUUCCUUGUCAUAUGGCACCGCAUUUGGCAAUGGAAGCAGCUUUAGCGAGAGCUCGAGCUUCGCUACAGUGCCUGGCAUGGGCUCAUCUUCAGCUUCUGCUUCAUUAAGCAGGGAGAAUCGAAUAAGUCUGCGUGACAUGAUGAAUCGACUGAUCAACACCGAACAAUCGGAGCAGAAUCAAAAUCACAGUCAGCAAGCAACGAGUGCAGGCGAAGAUCAUGCCUAUGUUCCAAUACCCUGGGCCCUUGACCCAGGGACAGCUAGCAACCUUAGCACAACCGGAGCUCAAAACGCGGCGGAUACAUCUGAUGAAGAUGUUUCCAAAGUGCUGCCUUCGUCAUCUCAAAACAUUGCGUCAAGCAGCAAAUUGGGAUCUCCAAACUAUACAUUCGACCUAUUACAACGACGCGAGCAAGCCAUUCUGAUCCUUCAGCACAUGUGCGCUAGUGUGGCACUGCGCCCUUACCUUUACCAAAUGUUGAGCGCAAAGGAUGCUCAGGGCCAAACUCCCUUUAUGCUGGCCGUUUCAUGUCGCGCCUACGAAGCUGGUAUUAUAAUACUAAAUACCAUUCUCAGUGUUUCUGAGCAGGACACCCAUCUGAAGGAGGCGAUGAUAUUCCCCAGUGGGUCGCCGGCUGAUCAGUCCCCUCUACACGUCAUAUGCUAUAACGACACGUGCUCCUUCACCUGGACAGGUGCAGAUCAUAUUAACCAAAAUAUAUUUGAGUGCAAAACGUGCGGCCUAACUGGCUCUUUAUGCUGCUGCACCGAAUGCGCACGCGUUUGCCAUAAGGGCCACGACUGUAAGCUUAAACGCACUGCACCAACGGCCUACUGCGACUGCUGGGAAAAAUGCAAAUGUAAGGCACUAAUCGCAGGAAACCUUACCAAGCGCUUUGCGCUGCUCUGCAAGCUCGUUUCGUGCACUGAUUUGGUUACCAAAUUCAACUCAAAGGGAGAGUCCAUAUUGCUGUUCCUCAUUCAAACGGUCGGACGGCAGAUAGUUGAGCAAAGGCAAUACCGCUUCAAUGUAAGGGUCCGUAAUGUGGGCAACACGGGAAAUGCCAGUGGAAGCAGCACUGUUAUCACCAAUCGAAAAUCUUCUUCGCUGGACAUGGAUAGCGACAUGCCAGACCAUGAUCUGGAGCCGCCUAAAUUUGCUAGGAAAGCUCUUGAGCGUCUUUUGAUCGACUGGCAAGCGGUGCGCUCCAUGAUUAUGAGCGGCGCAGAUAGAAACGAAACAAAUCUAAAUCCACACGGUAACAGCAGCGAGGGAGGUAACUCUGAAAGCUUCAAUGUUUUCAUGCAAUCUCAGCAUGGCUCCACACUGCUCGACAAGUUCACGCACAGCCUGAUAGUAAAAUGCACAAGCGACCAUCUGGAUACUCUGCUGCUGACUCUUGUACGAGAACUGCAGAAUUUCGCUGUCCCUGGCCGUUGCAAAGAAGCUGAGGAAGUAGCGAGACGUUUUGUGCGGUCUGUGGCGCGUGUAUUUGUUAUCUUCAAUUUGGAGAAACAGCCAAACCCAGAGAAACGAAAGAGUCACACUUCGUGCAACAAAUACGUUCAGAGUUGCGUGAAGGUGUUUCAGACACUUCACAAAAUAUCAAUUGAGGAGCUGUGCGAGGUAUCUGAGGCCCUAAUUGCACCCGUAAGACUCGGUGUCGUGCGACCUACUGCUCCAUUUACAAUGUCUUCAUCUAAUCUGGAUAACUCGGAUGACUUGUUCAGUGUUGAGCCACUGGCGCCUUCCAAUGUUGAAGCAUCCGCUGAACAGAUUGUCGUGCACGAUGCCAUCAAUGUACAAAACCCCAACUUCAAUGUGCAACAAAAUUAUGAUGUGGUUGCAAUGGACAGUCUUCGAGAUCCAUCGGAAUCCGAAGAAAUUCCCAAUCGAGAAUCUAAUCUGAGCAACCAUGACGAUGACUUGAUAGAGAAUCAGCGCAAUGAAGAAGGCAUGCAGGAUGAUGAGAGUGAUAACGAUUUCACAUUCAAUGAUGCUGAAACCGAAUCUGAUUCCGAUGACAACCAGAGCAAUCAAGACGCACAAAGGAGCGUGCAAACUGGAGCAACUGUUGGCUCGGAAACAGACAUUGGUGUUCUAUUUUUGGAAGAUGAAUCUGGGGACUCCUCGGCUCAAGAAGAAGACGGCUCUGAGGAUGGCGAAUCGGACGACCAAUCUGAUGAAUUUAGUUUCAACGAUCAGCAACUUGAGCGUCGAAACGUUAAUCCUAAUUCACGCAACGAUCUCACUCCACAAACAAUGCAAUGGGCCAUCAGAAGCCGUGAUAAUACUCGCUCCUCUGUGCGCGUCCCAACUGGUUCCAAUUUAGUUUUUAUUGAUCCCAUGGCGUUGCGUCGCUCUGCUGUGCCAGCCAGCACAGCUGUCAAUACGCCAACUGCCGAGUCUCACACAAUGGCCACGACUGCAAGCAAUUUGGGCCGCGCUUUUGGUAUUACUAUACGACAAAUAUCAGAGCUUUUAGCUAUUAUGUCUUACAAUAUGACGAACGAUAUUGAGACUUCAUUGAAGAUUCGAAUUGAGGAAGCGGUUGCCGUUCAAGCUUUUGUUGAAAAAAGAUUGAAGCCAACAUGGGACUGGAUGUUCACUGUUAUGGAUGGAACAGAGGCGCAGUUGAAGUUCGGCGCAUAUUUGACUAACUACACUGAUCCAAAUCAUCCACUGCAUCCGCUCAAUCUUAGCGCACAAGCAACUACAAGCCAAGCUUCCACUUCGACUUCUACAAAUGUUGGUGUAAAUGUAAUUGGGUCAAGUUCUCGACGUGAUUUCUUCACAUAUUGCCUGUCAUUGAUGCGUGCGCAUACUUCAGAGCAUCGAGAUGCACUUCCCGUAUUGGAUAUAACUGCGUUGCGCCACAUUUCGUAUGUGCUUGAUGCAUUCGUUUAUUAUAUGCGCAAUGAUACCAGCUUUUAUGAUAAAAACGAUAUAUCCGGACGAGUAAACAAUUUAUCAAACUGUAUGGAAACAGAUGACACGGAUGAUGAAUUGAGCAACAUUGAAAGCUCGAAUGCCGAUAGGCAAUGUUCUGGCAACGCAUCGGCUAACACGAAUAUUCGCAAAUACGCAUUCUUUACCAGGUCUGAUUCGACCCUAAGUCUGGGUUGCUCUGCUCCGGACGGGUUUGACUUACCACUUGAUAUGGCCAUGCCACUAGCAGAUAAGCCACACCUUCUGCAACCAAAUUCAAAACGCCAGGAACUGUUUGCCAAUCUACCAUUGCACGCAGUACCUACUGCUAAAAACAACACAGACAAAAGUAAUACUUCCCAUCAGGGAUCUAUUGACCAACCUCCAACUAGGUUAGGCUUCUCAAAUUUUAUGAAAGCUGAUACGCCAGCAAAUGAGAAUGAUGUCAGCCAGCGCAUAACAGAAUCUGAAAAUAAUGUUGAAACUAUCGAAGUAAAAGAAGACAGCAGAUCUUAUAAGGACGACGACACUGGAGAUUCAAAUAUUUACGUUCAGCUAAAGAAAAAACAGUGCUUGGAUGAUUCAAAAUCACAUAAAGGGUCUGAAGCUGCUAAUUCGUACUCUAAAGAUCAUAUUGAUUCAGAGGAUGUACAAAUGAUCGAUGUUUCGGCGGGACCUAGUACAUCAGCAGAUAUUUUAAUAACAACUCGUCCAGAAGUUAUUAUUGCACCAAGCCAAAGUCGCAUCAGGGAUGAGGUGUCACCAAUACAGAGCUCUUUAUCAGUAUCAGCAGUUCGUAGUGUUAUUGUUCGAGCUGGAACAUCGAAUCUGAAGCUUGAAUCCGACGACAAUAGCUUACCCGAAUGCAAAAACUCAACCGCUACUUCCACACCACACCAUCUUAAAUGUGAUAAUUGCCGGGAGAAGCUGCCAUCGCAGACUGUUAUGUUUCCCAUCCGUGGCUCUUUGUUUUACAAGAGUAGCUCUUCUGAGUUGCCAUCAUGGAACUUCCUGCUGAGUCGGUGGAAAUUGGCUCUUGAUCUUUUCGGACGUGUUUUCAUGGAUGACGUGGGUAUGGAACACGGAUCUGUAUUGCCAGAAUUGAGAGGUUUCCCAGUGAAGGAAAUGCGCUUUAGACGACAUAUGGAAAAACUGCGCAAUGGACAACAGCGAGACUUAGUCCUCUGUAAGCUUGAGCGAAAUAGGGAAAGCCUAAUAAUCCAAACCUUUAAGGAACUAAAUGCUCAAUUCGGCACACAAAAUCGACGAGCUCAGCCACCUAUAACAUUUAACAGAGUUAAGGUGACAUUUAAGGAUGAGCCCGGUGAAGGUUCAGGAGUUGCUCGCAGUUUUUACACUUCCAUUUCGGAAGCAUUGCUCGCAAGCGCAAAAAUGCCAAAUCUCGAUUCUGUGCAAGUGGGUGGUACACACAGCAAAUAUGGAGUACCUUUCUCGAGUAUACUACGCAGCCGAACCGUAUCCGGUUCAAGUCGUGAUCCCCCCACAUUGCAGCGACGUGGAACCGGCAGCAAAAUAUUGUGGCGUACAGCUCGAGAACGAAAAACAUUAAAUGUAGAUGCUAGACCAUAUACUCCAUCGUCUAGUGCAGAUAAUAACACGGCUGAGGGCUCGAACGACCAUUUAUCAGUUCACCUACAACAACUUGGCGAGCGUCUGUAUCCCAAAAUCCACUCAAUAAACUCGGUGCACGCUGCAAAAAUAACUGGCAUGCUACUGGAAAUACCCACUCCGCAGCUUCUAUCAGUUCUGUCUUCUGAUGAAACACUUCGGCAAAAAGUUAACGAGGCGGUUGAGAUAAUUAACUUUAAACUGAAAUCGGAAAUAAACAUGCAGAACCAACAGAAAAAAUCGCCAUCUGCUGCAACUGAACCGAUAGAAGACGAUAAUGAGCCAUUAUUUUACUCUCCGGGUAAACGUGGCUUUUAUACUCCACGACAGGGUCUUGCGUCAUUCGAACGUAUUAAUGCAUUUAGAAAUAUUGGCAGACUUAUUGGGCUUUGCCUUUUGCAAAAUGAAUUGCUCCCACUGUUCCUUCAAAGACAUGUAUUAAAAUAUGUGCUUGGUCGAAAAAUUAAAUUUCAUGACCUCGCAUUUUUUGAUCCAGCCUUGUAUGAAUCAUUUAGACAGAUCAUACAAAACGCCCAAACAAAGGAAGGAGAAGAAACCAUCAACCGAAUGGAGCUUACUUUUGUCAUUGAUCUGAUGAAAGAAGAAGGUUGUGGCAACCGUGAAUUGAUACCUGGCGGACGUGAUAUACCCGUAACGUCGAGUAACAUACUUGAAUAUAUUAGACGUUAUACUGAAUAUAGGCUCAUUAAGUCACAAGAGAAGGCUCUUGAGGCUUUAAAGGAUGGUAUUUUUGAUGUUUUACCGGACAACUGCAUGAAUAGCUUGACUGCGGAGGAUCUACGUUUACUCUUGAAUGGUGUCGGGGAUAUCAAUGUUUCAACACUAAUUUCAUAUACAACAUUUAAUGACGAAUCGAGUGAAGGCCCUGACAAGCUAUUGAAAUUCAAAAGAUGGUUCUGGAGUAUUGUUGAGAAAAUGAAUACGCUAGAGCGCCAAGAUCUGGUAUAUUUCUGGACAGGAUCACCAGCUUUGCCAGCCUCAGAGGAAGGCUUCCAGCCCCUACCAUCUGUCACUAUUCGACCAGCAGAUGACUCUCAUCUUCCUACUGCAAACACUUGUAUAUCCCGACUGUAUAUUCCUCUCUAUUCCAGCAAAUCAAUUUUACGUAGUAAAAUGCUGAUGGCCAUUAAAUCCAAAAAUUUUGGAUUCGUUUAAGCAAAUAAUUACCAAUUUCUGGUUUACGUUAUUUUUGCCGUAUGUUUGCUUAUGCGAAUUGUUCUUAUUUUUUUGGUAUUUGAUAAAAAUUUUUAAAUAUGACUAUUCCACAUUUGUAACCAACCACACAUAUGUAUGUAUCUCCAUUCCUUCAAUUUGGUUCUGACAUUAUAAAUAUUGCAAUAGUUCUGGUUUAA
Messenger RNA from Drosophila mojavensis, 8982 nucleotides. RefSeq names its product E3 ubiquitin-protein ligase hyd (gene hyd). Gene Ontology annotation, cellular component: nucleus. The coding region runs from base 101 to 8785 and encodes 2894 amino acids. Gene Ontology annotation, biological process: DNA damage response; regulation of double-strand break repair; protein polyubiquitination. NCBI's taxonomy places the organism in Eukaryota, Metazoa, Arthropoda, Insecta, Diptera, Drosophilidae. The transcript has 19 exons. Gene Ontology annotation, molecular function: RNA binding; ubiquitin-protein transferase activity; ubiquitin binding. The record is from RefSeq and is a predicted model, not a curated record.